AUGUCAGUGCACAGAGAACCUAAUGAACACCUGUUGCCUUCAGUCACUGUUCCCGACACAAAUACAGGAUGUGGACAGUCAUUGUGUGGAGUUCUCACCCAACAGCUGUCCGUGUUGUUUCACGAUCUCAGGAUCAGAUUAAUGUCACUAUAUAACAGCAGCACACAGAGACAGAGAGAGUCAAGCAGAGCGGGAGACAUCCGAUCGAUUCUCCGAGGUUCUCUCAGACGUGGUGCGAUGUGUAAGGGGCUGUCUGCCAUCCCCUCCUCAUGCCUGGAGAAGGCGAAGGGCAUGAGGGUCAAACUGUCCCACCUGACCGAAAAGCAGGAGUGGGUCCACAAACACAGAGCGUGUGAGAAGCUGCCUCAGGACCUGGAGUCUCUGCUCAACAGCAAGCCGGGCAUCCAGGCGUUUCGCUGCUUCCUGCGCUCCGAGUUCAGCGAGGAGAACCUGGAGUUCUGGCUGGCGUGUGAAGAGUACAAGAGCACAUCCGGGUCCAGACUGACGGAGAGAGCCCACAACAUCUACAAGCAGUUCAUCAACCCUGACGCUCCUCGGGAGGUGAAUCUGGACAGUGAGACCCGCGAGGCGUUGAUGGGGCUGAUGGAGGAGCCCACAGCGGACACGUUCGACGAGGCUCAGCACCGGAUCUUCUCUCUGAUGGCUAAAGACUCGUUCCCACGUUUCCUGCGCUCCUCUUUCAGCCAGCAGCCUCUCAGAGUCCUGUGAGACACACUGUGUAUCUGUGGUCUAGACUAGAUCUGGAGUUAAUAUGUAGAGACGCAUGAGCCACAGUCAGGUAGAAUAAAGUGUAGUAGGACAUAGACUCUUUAGACAUUUGAAAACAUCAAUAAUCGUGCAUUUAUAUCUUUGAACCUAAUAAAGUUAUUUGGCUCAGAAUGGAAGUGUUUUGCAGUCAAUCUCAAACUGAGAGCCAGUCGAGAUCUUGAAGCUCAAGGUCGCCACACAAUCAAGGCUGAACAAAGAUAAUAAAGCAGGCAGAGAAUCACAGCGUUCAGCCAAUCACAGAACGAGCAGCGGGUCCUUGACCACAGGGAGACCUCCAGAGAUUAUAAUCGCAGUAAGACUGCUUACCAGUGGAAAAACUUAUACGUGACUCUGGAUGACAUCCCCAAAUUAAUAAAGUGAUGAAUGGAAAUUGGGCAGUUCAAUUAAUUAUAGAAUGAAAAUGGGCAAAUAAAAAAUGGAUCACCGAGAAAUUAUUAUUUUUUAAUUACAAUUUAUAUUACUACAGUUUUACUACAAAUAGCAUGCUUAAACUAUAGUGAGUGUAACAAAGUGUUUUACCUUACUUAGGUGUAAUAACCUUUUUUAUUUGUUGCAAAACCAUGUGUUAUUUUCAUGAGUUUUAAAUGUUAUUUUAUAAUGAGAAAACAGUAUAUAUUUAUU
Molecule: messenger RNA, 1410 nt
Organism: Carassius gibelio (silver crucian carp)
Lineage: Eukaryota; Metazoa; Chordata; Actinopteri; Cypriniformes; Cyprinidae
Product: regulator of G-protein signaling 5
Exons: 6
Coding region: 1-729 (242 amino acids)
Source: RefSeq, a predicted model, not a curated record